GCUGGGGAACAGGGGAAGUUGUGGGAGGGACGCCAGUGGAAGAGUGACAGCAGCAGUGACAGAGAUACAGACAGGAAAGAGACUGCGAGUUUCGAUAGUUGAGAGAUUUGCGUGAUUGGAGUUUAUAGUUAGUGUGUUGUGUAGUGUUUGGUGUUGUGUGUUUAGUGUGUAGUGGAGUUGUUUUGUUUUUUUUAGUUUUGCCAGUCAAAACAAUGAGGAGCCGGCUGAAUGUGGAGCAGGCAGGGAGGAGCUGAGGGAGCCCUGAGCCUGAGGCAUUGCCUGCAUUUAAAUGUAAAUAGUUACAUAUUACUUUGUAAAUUAUGUACAUGUAAAUGUGUGAUAUGAAACAAGUUCAUAUUUGGUAAAAACAAGUAGUUACAUACUUAAGAUACAAAGUUCAACUGAGGUCAUUCACACUCUUGGUCUCAGUAGUUUUCCUGUGUGACAUACAAACUCAGUUGAUGCACUCAAUGUGCACUGUAAUUUAUUUUAUUUUUAUUUUUUGCAGUUCAAAAGAACAGGUGGCAUUUUGUGUAAAUGCUGAUAGGAGGGUUGAGCAUGAUUCACUGUUCAGCCUUGAUCUUCAGAACUUGGCACAGCUCGAACAUAAUGAUGUCAGUAAAACCAUAUUUGAAGUCAUAAACAUGAGGAAGUUCAUCUUAGUGGGGAAAGAAAUAUCAAAGUGAACUGAUAAGGAGGGUAUAUUCUGUCUGACAGCACUCUUUUUAUUAUCCACGUUGUAUUUUUUUAAAGUGGAAGAUUAGAGCCACGAGAAAAUCUUAUUUUAGUUCUGAGUUUAAAGUGAGAACUAAACUUUUUUUUGCUCGUGGUCUUGAUUCUUCUUUGUUAAUAUGAAUGUACAUGAGAGAUUAUUGUGAAAAAGCACAUUUAAAACAUUGAAAUAUAUUCUAAAAAACAGCAGAAAUGUAAAUCAGAAGCCAUCAAAUCACAAGACAGUAAGUUUAAUAAACCAUAUCAGUCCCUGUGGUGUAUUGAAGUGAAAAGCCACUUCAUCACUGUGUGCUUGUAGGUCUUCUUACCUGAUCAGGGGUGAAUUGUGUUGAUAGAAUAAUUCUAAUUAACAUGUUUUUAAAUGAUUUGCUACACCCUCAGCACCCAGUGGCCUCAUUUCAGCACCAAAAGCUGCAGAAUCAUUGUUUUAAUGACUUAAAUCACUUUAUUGUGUUCUCUAAUCGGGCACUGAAAAUUGAAUUUGACACAAAAAUCUAAAAAAAAAAAAAAAGGUAUUACCAUUCGCAUUCAUUAAAUGAGUUACAGCCCAAAUUCUUUUUUCUCCAUCCAAGUUCCCAAAAGUGAAGAUUCUCACUUAGUAAAGUUAUGGGGGGUCGGUGUCGGUGCUGUGAUGGCAUCUCGUCACUUUACAUUUAUGUGUUGUUUUAUUAGUCAGACCAAUAAAAUCUUCAAAGUUUUUAUCCUUUAUUUGAUAUCCUUUAUUAAAUAUGCAGCAGCAGAGCAAACUGCCUGCAGCUCCUUCCAGCAGCAGUGAUGAAGAGCAGUCAGCUGCCUCUGCACAGCCUGGUAGCUCCUGUUCACAUAGAGCCUGUGACUCCUGGAUGAACACAUGUGAAUCUGCCGUGUACUUUGCUGUGGAUCAGGGUUCACUCAACACUUUGAACAGAGAAUUUAACUGCGUAGUGCAAAACAAAAGCAAGAGCUGAUCAGAAACUGACAGAACGCUUCACUUCACUUGAAAGUCCAUACUUUCUACACCUUCAAAGAUUACCUUACAUCACUGUAUAGUAAAUACUAGUUUGCAGAUGAGAUUUGUUUGGUUUAUGUUACAAUUGUUCCACAGAUUUCAUGAUUUUAUUUAUAGAGUGCAGCGUCUGCACAUAUUCAGAUCGACAGGUGGGUAGGAGACGAAAAUGGCUCCCGCACACAGUCCACUUCACUGGAAAUUAAGAUUAUGACGUUUCGGUAGUUAGACCUUGAUCAUCUUAUCUUGGAGGGUCAAUGGAGGAGGCUGUCAAAGUAGAUAACCUGAUGAAGGUGUUGGUACCAAAAAAUGAAUCAAUCAGUUAUAUGAAGACUGAAGUUGUGACUCCUGAUGAAUCUCAACUGUCUCUUUUCUUGAUUUUCUUGCUGGAUGUGAUCCUGUAAUAAAAAGAGUCACUUCACAGCUGCUCAUAACUGUGCAAGGUGACGAUUAAUGGUUAACAAGUGUCACAGAUUGAGAACAAAGAUAUAAUUAUGAAAGCGCUUCCUGUGCACUUUAUCUCUGCUCAUUUAAAGUGACUGGUGGGAUUUCUUGUGAAUGCUGAGGGGUGGGGGGUGAGCAGGGUGAAAGUGUUGCAUCAGGUCUUGUAUAUAAAGAGCUGAUGGUGCAGACAGACUUCUACUUCUUGAGUUCAUCAGCAGACCAGCUCUUCUCUACAGAACACAGCCAUGGCCAGCAGAUUUGUGAGAGAUGGAACGACCAUAUACAACAAUGAGGAGAUCAGGAUUGUGCUGCUGGGGAAGACUCAAGUUGGGAAGAGCUCCACAGGAAACACCAUUCUGGGAAAAAAUAUGUUUGAAUCAAAGUCCUCCUCUGAUUCUUUGACUAAAUGCUGUGAUAAAGUCAAUGAUGUCUUACAUGACCAGCAGGUUGCUGUUAUCGACACUCCAGGUCUGUUUGACACCUCUGAGACUGAAGAGAAGAUCAAACAAGAUAUUGCUGAGUGCAUGUCUUAUGCUUCUCCUGGACCUCACAUCUUCCUGAUCGUCAUCAGACUGGGCAGAUUCACAGAGGAAGAGAAGAAGACGGUGCAGAUGAUUCAGCAAACCUUUGGAGAUGAAGCAGACAAACACACCAUGGUUCUCUUCACCCAUGGUGACCUGCUCGAAGGAAAACCCAUUGAGGAGUUCUUAAAGGGAGAUAAAGACCUGCAGGAACUCGUGUCCAAAUGUAACGGUCAGUACCACGUCUUCAAUAACGAGCUGGUGGAUCGUUCUCAGGUCAGAGAGCUGCUGAACAAGAUCAGAAACAUAACAGAGAAGAACGGAGGAAGCCACUACACCACUGAAAAGUUCCAGGAGGCAGAGAAGAUAAUUGAAGAGGAGAAACAAAAAAUCCUGAAAGAGAAUGAAGAGCAAAGGCACAGAGAGCUGGGCGAGCUGAAGAAGGAAAUAGAGAAGAAGUAUGAUGAAGUAUUGAAGGCGAUGAUGGAUGACCCGGUGGAAGAGAAACAACUGAGAAGAGCUGCUGAAAGAGAAUCAGAGGAGAAAUGUAGAAAACUACAAAAAAAGCAUGACGACGAAGCUCGACGUAAGGCAGAGCGAAAUGCUGCAAUAGCCAUAACAGUAGGGCUGCUGGCAUGGUUAAUUCCUACAGCUGUUGUAGUAGCGAGUCUUUGCUGUAUUUCAUAAAAAGCUUCCUGACUUUGUGAUGUCAGACUGCAGCAGAUAAAUUAGCUGCAGCUCCAGUUUUUGGUCUCCUCAUUGGGCCUGAAUUGUAGAAAUCACAUACUGAUUGAAAAUUGCUGUUGUUGUAGAUUUUGAUGUGAUGUGAUGUGAUGAUUGGAAUA
This is a messenger RNA of Acanthopagrus latus (yellowfin seabream), 3527 nucleotides long. Its product is annotated as GTPase IMAP family member 9-like. The record is from RefSeq and is a predicted model, not a curated record. The coding region runs from base 2407 to 3369 and encodes 320 amino acids. Lineage: Eukaryota; Metazoa; Chordata; Actinopteri; Spariformes; Sparidae. Gene Ontology annotation, molecular function: GTP binding. The transcript is spliced from 2 exons.